AUGGCGUCCUCACAGCACGUCCUGCUUUCGCCGGCGGAACUCGCCUACCUCCACGCGUCACUCAGCCUCACGCCUCCUAUCCGCCCGGACGGCCGUUCUCCUACACAGUUCCGCCCCCUCGUCGCUGAGACAGGCAUUCUCCCUGGCACCAAUGGCAGCGCACGUAUCUGCUUCGCCGACGGUACAGAGGCCAUUGUUGGCGUUAAGGCGGAAGUCGAGAGGACGAGGACAAGACACGAUUUCCCCUCGCUAGAUGAAAGUGCUGAGGACGAUGAUGACUUGGACGACAACCAGAACGACGUGGUGAAGGGUGACAACGACUGGGUAGAGAUGACGGUGGAAAUUCCCGGGUACAGAGACGACGACGCGGGGACUGUUUUCCUCUCCGCCAUGCUUAGCGAAGCGCUGUUGGCGGAUGGCGAGUUUACGAAGAGGCUGUGGAUCAACCAAAGGUUUCACUGGAAGCUCUACCUUGACAUUCUUCUGAUCUCCCCGCCGCUUUCAUAUCCCCUCCCCCUCCUUUCCCUAACCACACAUCUCGCCCUCCUCGCGGCCCGUCUCCCACGCCUAAAGUCCGAAGGCGACGAAGAUCCCCUCUUCGACGACGACUGGGCUGCCGCUCCCUACCUCUACCCCAGACCUUCAGAGAAGGGUUCCAAAGCGACGGCCCCAGCCCCCGCUGCCAGGCCACCCGUCACCCUCCUCGUCAUGGCCGUUGGUAACAACAUCAUCUUCGACCCUUCCAAGGAGGAGCUAGCCGUCGCCGACGUUGCGCUGGCCGUUUCCGUUGGCGAAUCUUCCUCCUCCACCACCACCACCACCACUUCUACGACCAGCAGCAAACCCACAGCAAUGGACAUCGACACUGAAGAGACAAAAGGACACAACCUCCGCCUUCUAUCGGUGCGAACAAUCGAUCCCCCUUCGCGAUUGACCCCUCCUGGUAUUCCCAACGCAAGCAAUAGCGCUUAUGGAGCGAAUGCGGGCGCGAAGGAUACCGAGAAGAAGAAGCAGCAGCAGGAACAGGCGAGGACAGCCGAGUCUGAGGCCGUCGAGGGUGUGUGGAAGGCACCGAGAGGCGGCGCCAAGACGUUGGUAAUGGCUACGAUGGUGCAGAAGGUGUUGGAGAAGGGAGGCGUGGCCGAUGAGGUGUUGGAUGCGCUGGAUGGGGUUGAUUUGAACUGAAGGUUGAAACUAAGCUAGUGGCACUACUAUCUGGUUGCCGAGGAACGCCAGGGUAUAUCGGCCAGGGUCGCAAAGCACGCUUCGCUACUUCUUGUCCGGUUACCGUUCAGGCACAUGGGUCUGUGGUGUUCGGAAUAUCGGAAGAGGCUCAGAGCUUGGGCGUGUACAUGAAAGAGGCAUAUCCACUCGUGUAUCGUAUAAAUUGCGGGAGCCUUGGCCAGUCACACUCAAGAGCUGUGGUACGUGGCGUGCUCGGGGAGCAAGAUAGAUGGAGGCUUGAUGAUAACUCAAAACAAGAUACCCCUAUUCCAAAAUCU
Messenger RNA from Neurospora tetrasperma FGSC 2508, 1502 nucleotides. RefSeq lists its product as uncharacterized. Bases 1 to 1185 code for a protein of 394 amino acids. Lineage: Eukaryota; Fungi; Ascomycota; Sordariomycetes; Sordariales; Sordariaceae. Gene Ontology annotation, biological process: nuclear polyadenylation-dependent rRNA catabolic process; nuclear polyadenylation-dependent mRNA catabolic process; nuclear mRNA surveillance. The record is from RefSeq and is a predicted model, not a curated record. Gene Ontology annotation, cellular component: cytoplasmic exosome (RNase complex); nuclear exosome (RNase complex). The transcript is spliced from 2 exons.